UGCUGUAAGAACUGUACUGUUUAAAACCUGUAUUUAUUAAUAAUGUUUUUAUGAAUGUAAUUGUUUUGCUAUUAUAAUGUGAGGUGUAUUUAUCGUUGUUAUUAUUAUUAUUAUUAUUAUACUAAUCCCACAGGUUAGUAAAGCUCACUCUGACAGACUAGCCCUAUUUAUAUGGACACAGGACUCAGCAGCUGUAGUCAGAUAUCACUAAUCAUGAUCAGUAAUGAGGAAUCAGGAGGAAUCAUCAUCUAAGCUGCUGUCUGUAUAUUUUUGACCCACAAUAAACUAAUAAAAGAUUUUAAUUCUUUGUUUUUCUGUCGUUCAUUCAGGUGCAGAAAUGAUUAAAAUUCUGAGCCGGUACCGAACCUCACCGAGUCUCGUACAGGUGAACAUGAAGCUUUAACGUUACCUGAGUACUGCAGCAGUGAUGAACAGUGCUGUGAUGGAAUCAGAACUCAGACGGGUACAGAAACCUGAUCCUGCUGAUUCACAGGUUUGUACGGAUGUGAAGACGGAAGCUUGUGGGACUUUAGAUGAAGGAACAUGGAGCUGUGUGGGACACGUCCCCCCUGUGGAGCAGCAGGAUGAAGAAUUUCAGAUCAAGCUUGUAAAAGAGGAAGAUGAUGAUGAUGAUGAUGAUGAUGAAGAGCGUCUCUAUGGAGAGACGUCGAGCUCUGUGGGACACGUCGUCCCUGUGGAGCUGGUGAAAGUAGAAGAUGCUGAGGAGGAAGAUGAUGAUGAAGAUGACGGCUACCUCUACUGUGAGGAGUGUCAGACCUUCUUCUACAACAAGUGUGAGCUUCAUGGUCCUGCUCUCUUCAUCCCUGAUACCCCCGUCCCUGUGGGAGCUGCCGACCGAGCCAGGCGAUCCCUUCCACCCGGUCUAGAGGUUCAGAAGUCCGGGAUUCCUGAAGCUGGUCUGGGAGUGUUCAAUAAGGGGGAGACGAUUCCUGUCGGUGCGCACUUCGGCCCCUACCAGGGGGAACUGGUGGACCGAGAGGAAGCUCUGAACAGCCGGUUCUCCUGGGUGGUUUCUAAGAGCAGUGAAUGUGAGGAAUACAUCGACGGAACCAGAGAGAUCCAUGCUAACUGGAUGAGGUACGUGAACUGUGCUCGUUAUGAUCAGGAGCAGAACCUGGUGGUGUUCCAGUACCGAGGAGGGAUUCUGUACCGGUGCUGUCGACCCGUCGGACCGGGACAGGAGCUGCUGGUGUGGUACGACGAGGAGUACGCCAAGAACCUCGGGGUCACCUUCCACCACAUCUGGAAUCGAAAGUGUUUUGGAAAUGUUCCAGGAUCCAUCAGCGCCCCGUUAGACGUGUUCUCCUGCUCCUCCUGCCCACUGUCCUACACAGCUCAGAUUUACCUCCACAAGCACAUCAGGAGGUGCCACUACGAGGAGUUCCUGAGACGUCUGGAGUCUGGAGAGAUCAGAUAUGAGAACCUGCUCCGUACCAGGAGCUCCAGAGCUCAGGAGAUCUCCUCAGGUGGCCUCCCUGAUCUCGACCAGGUUCAGAGAGACUGUGGGGAGAUGUUUCCUCACCGGGGUCACCAGGUUCCCGAAGAACAGAAGCCGUACCGGUGCUCGCAGUGCGGCGGAAGGUUCACUCAUCAGAAGACGCUCAAAACACACCAGCGCAUUCACACCGGAGAGAAGCCGUACCGGUGCUCGGAGUGUGGCAGGAGCUUCACCCAGCAGAGUCACCUCAGCACGCACCGGCGCGUUCACACCAAAGAGAAGCCGUACCGCUGCUCGCACUGCGGCAAGGACUUCGCCGACGGCCGGGCUCUCAGGACGCACCAGCGCGUUCACACGGGCGAGAAACCGUACCGCUGCCCGGCCUGCGGGAAGAGCUUCACGCACCAGAGUGCCUUCCAUCAGCACCAGCGCGUUCACACCGGAGAGAAACCCUACCUGUGCCUGCAGUGCGGGAAGAGUUUCGCCGUCCAGACCGACCUCCAGAGGCACCGGCGCGUUCACACCGGAGAGAAGCCGUACCGGUGCCCGCGGUGCGACCGGAGCUUCAGCCAGAAGAGCCACCUCCACAAACACCAGCGCACUCACACCGGAGAAAAACCCUACCGGUGCUCUCAGUGCGGCAAGAGCUUCACUCAGCACUGCUCCCUCCAGUACCACCAGCGCAUUCACACGGGGGAGAAGCCCUACCACUGCAAGUACUGCGGGAAGAGCUUCACAUGCUCCAGCUCCGUCCAGAGACACCAGCGCAUUCACACCGGAGAGAAGCCAUACCGGUGCACGCGGUGCGGCGUGAGUUUCAACCAGCAGAGCCAUCUUCAAAAGCACCAGCGCAUUCACUCAGGAGAAGAGCCGUAGCACUGCACAUGGUUCGGAGCGAGCUUUAUAGAUUCAGGAGCGUUCUGGGUUCUCAAGUGCACUCACGUACACAGUGUUUGGGUCUCCAGAAUGGGACCUCUGAAUGCAGAUGGUACCAGCGCCACCUGUAGGCUGGAGGUCAACAGUGCAGCCUUAAGAAGAGGAGGUUGAGGAAUCGGUGCCAUAUCCAUCCCCAGGACAUCAUGUGUAGAAAUGUAGAUGAAAAUAAACUUUCAGAAUCACAUUUAUGACAGAAAUGUUCAUGAUCUGUAUCUACUGAAGCUCACGGGAAGAGCAUUAGUAGGUUCUCCCUUUUCCCCCUGUAUGUCUGAUAAUUGUAACUCUGACACGUUCAUUGCUGUUACCCACGUUUAUUCUUAGUUCUUAAAGAAAAAAGAACAUUUUGUUAUAAAUCACCAGACUGUGUUCUGGUGCUUUAGCAUGUUCUCCAUGCUGCUAUAUUUCAUGUAUUUACUAAUUCUAGGUUAUAAACGCAGUCCUGUUACUCAUAUACACUCAUCUUCCACUUAGAAACCUUGUACAAAUGAAACAAAGGUGCCUGAGAUUUGACCAAAACACAUUCUGAGGCCUCUUCAUCUUCAUCUUCACUCGAAACCGUUGGAGAAUUUACUGAACGAUACCCAGAACCCUUUUGUUAGAAACACCAUUAAGGUUUGGUAUGAAGUUCAGGAACAUUUGGAUACUACAAGUAGUUUGUCAGCAUUUACGCCAAUCUGUGGAAAUGAAAUGUUCCCUCCUGGCAGAAAUGAUCCUGGAUUUAAGCUUUGGGUGAAUAAGGGAUUAAGUAAACUGAUGGAUCUAUAUGAUGAAAAUAACUUGCUCUAUACAUUUGAAGAAAUUGGCAAGAAAUUUUAUAUUCCCACAAACCAUUUAAAAAAAAAUAUCUACAAUUUGAUUUUGAUGCCGUUGUAAAACCACAUCUGUAUUUUUGUAGAUCACUGCUUUUGUUGUUGAUGAUGUUAUAGUUCUAUUGUACGUGUGUAUGUAGGUGUAUAUGUAUGUAUAAUGUCAGUGUGUGAUGUUAUGUUAAUAAAAAGCAAUAAUAAUAAUAAUAAAGCAUUCUGAGUAGUGAAGUGUGUGUGGUACUAAAUGAAGUUUCAUUUCAUCCAGUUAUUCAGUGGAACGGCCCUUUUUGUAACAUGUUUUUUAAUGUCUGUGCUCAUGAUCCACCUUCUGCACCUCUUUCAUUGUAAGAUAUAAAUGUUAUGCUCACAUGAGAAUGUUUGGACUUGGACUCUUUAUCUAAUAAAAUAAAAAUCACAAAUCACA
This is a messenger RNA of Trichomycterus rosablanca, 3625 nucleotides long. RefSeq names its product histone-lysine N-methyltransferase PRDM9-like. Lineage: Eukaryota; Metazoa; Chordata; Actinopteri; Siluriformes; Trichomycteridae. Gene Ontology annotation, biological process: regulation of transcription by RNA polymerase II. The record is from RefSeq and is a predicted model, not a curated record. The transcript has 8 exons. Gene Ontology annotation, molecular function: RNA polymerase II cis-regulatory region sequence-specific DNA binding; protein binding; DNA-binding transcription factor activity, RNA polymerase II-specific. Bases 428 to 2335 code for a protein of 635 amino acids. Gene Ontology annotation, cellular component: PcG protein complex; transcription regulator complex; chromatin.